This is a messenger RNA of Botrytis cinerea B05.10, 1280 nucleotides long. RefSeq lists its product as hypothetical. The record is from RefSeq and is a predicted model, not a curated record. The transcript has 3 exons. Lineage: Eukaryota; Fungi; Ascomycota; Leotiomycetes; Helotiales; Sclerotiniaceae. Bases 213 to 1001 code for a protein of 262 amino acids.
GUAAUGGCCCGAGCGCUAGCUUGACAAUCUAAGCUGCUAUCUCUUAAUCUUAUCAACUUCAUUCUUCAAUUCUUCAAUCACCUCACCUUUUUGACCUUUUCCACCAAUUUCGAUUCUUCCGCACGACUUACUUUCUCCGACAAGAAUUGUAAUUAUUUGUCGGUUUCGGAAUUAUAUACUGGGAAAACGGAAUCGCAAUUGCGCAAUAUAUCAUGACGGCGACGAGUCCGGAUGCGAAGAGGGUGAAGAGGGAGGGGGAUGAGAGGCAUGAGGUCAAGAAUGGAGAGGGGGGUUGGAAGAGAGAGGAUGGGGGGGAGGGGGUGAAGAAGGAAGAUGGAGAUGGGGAGGGGGAUGCGCAGGAUGAUUUGGAUGCGUUGGAGGGGUUGGAGAGUGAGGCGAAGGAGUUUAUGAAGGACUCUGAAAUCGACAGGAUUCUAAAAGCUUUUCGUUUAGAUGCCUACGCAGUCCUCGAUCUCCAACCCGGUGUCGGCGAAUCCGAUAUCAAAAAAUGUUACCGUGUAAAAUCCCUCCUGAUCCAUCCGGAUAAAACGCGCAAUCCCCUCGCUCCAGAUGCAUUUGAUCGGUUAAAAAAAGCGCAGACGGAAUUGAUGGAUGAGAAACAUCGUGAAAGAUUAGAUGAAGCGAUUGCCGAUGCGCGAAUGCUAGUGAUGCGUGAAAAGGGAUUGAAUAGAGAUAGUGCGGAGGUGAAGGAACCGAGUGAGGAGUUUAGGAGGGAGUGGAGGGAGAAAACUAAAUUUGUGUUGAUUGAGAAUGAGCAGAGGAGGAGGAGACAGGUGAAGGCACAGAUGCAGGAGGAGGGAAGGGAACAGAAGAGAGUGGAGGAGGAGAGGGAGGAGAGGAAGAGAAAGAGGGAUAGUGAGGUUAAAUGGGAAGAGAGUAGAGAGGAGAGAAUUGGAAGUUGGAGGGAAUUUGCCAAGAAGGGAGGUGGAGCUGGGGGCGGGGAAAAGAAGAAAAAGAAGAAGGUUAAGCCUUUGGGUUAGGGAGUUUCUUGUGAAAGGGACAGGAUCUAAUUUUAUACAUGCGAAUGGGGGACGGAUGCCGAGGAAUCAGGCUGGAGUAAUCAUUAUGAAAUAAAUGGUAUAUUUAUCCAUUCUACUCCGUAUUGGAAGAGACUAUAAAAGUCACAUUAUAUCAUAUCAUUCAAACAUCCAUACCAAACUAAAACCUGCUCACCAUAACAAUCCCGAACGAAUUCAAAAGUCUUCAUCCAAGAAACAGAUUCUUGAAGUAUAUCAUAAAAAGAAAUAGAAAUAGAAAGA